Exaiptasia diaphana is the source of this 424-nucleotide messenger RNA. Its product is annotated as ornithine decarboxylase-like. Bases 3 to 356 code for a protein of 117 amino acids. The transcript has 3 exons. Gene Ontology annotation, cellular component: cytoplasm. Gene Ontology annotation, molecular function: ornithine decarboxylase activity. The record is from RefSeq and is a predicted model, not a curated record. Lineage: Eukaryota; Metazoa; Cnidaria; Anthozoa; Actiniaria; Aiptasiidae.
ACAUGUAUUACAUCGAUGAUGGGCGAUACGGAUCUUUCUCAGAUAUUCCUGAUACAGAUUUUAGGGUGGCACCAAUCGAGAAACUGACCUCCAAACUUACUUACCCAUCCUGCAUCUGCGGUCACUUUCUUGCUGGCCUUGACAUUGUGAAGGAGGAUUGUCAAUUACCCAAGCUAUCGAUUGGUGACUGGCUGUAUUUUGACUGUUUUGGAGCAUAUACGAGCACUAUGCUGUGUAAUUUUAAUGGCUUUGGGAACGUUAAAUGCACUUAUUACUACGCUACAUCUAAAGUAUGGACAAGUAUACAGUUGAAUGCAAGCCAGGAUUUUAAUGCUUCUAUUACAUUUCUUGAAUGAUUGAAAGUUAAAUUAAAUAAAAGUACUUGCUAGUAGUAAUGUCAGCACCAACAACACCUGGUGAGGGU